AUGCCACAUAUAUCUGAGCCAUUUCUACUUACAGGGCUGCCUCAUACCUCUAAAGUCAAGCCUUCUUCUGUGAAGGCAUCAUCAGCAAUUUGGGGCAAAGCAUCUUCUGUAUGCCUUGGGAUUUCGAAUAGUUCGAUAACUUCUUAUUCUCUAUUACCCACCCCAAGAUUACUAUGGACACACUCUCUACCCCCAAAUAGUACAGUUACGGCAUUACAAGUCUUUAAAAGUCAGGAAGAUUCUCUCACAGUGGUGGGAUUUGGUGUGUAUGAAAGAAAGAAGCAUUUUGUUAAGUUCAUUGAGAUUGAUGAUAAAAACUCAGGGGAUGCAGUUGACAAGCCAGCAACUUCUUUUCCUGUUCCUGGUGAGGUAAGUGGAAUAAAAUUUUCUGCUUCCGGUGAGCGGGUUUAUGUUAUUCUUAAGAAUUCAUGUGUUCAACUAUACGCCCUGCCUGUUGAGGAGAACAAUGUCAAAGAGAUAUGGUCAUCGAAGACCAAGGCCAGUCGGACCCUGAUUCAUUACUCUGUUAUACCGCCAUCAGGAGAUGGAGAAGGCCCGGAGGAUGGAUCAGUUGUAUUAGUGUCCAAAAGAGAGGUUGGAAAGAAGUCCAUGAUUGAAGUGCGAAUUUUGGCUUUAGAUUCCAAAGGGUCAUAUGAAUUAAUUACUAGGGAUAUUGAAGUCUCUGAGGAAGAGCUCAAAUAUGGACUUGCAUUGGCAUACUAUGAGGGAAACCUUUACAGAUAUAGCUCUAGAGAAAAGAAGAUUUAUGUUGCGCCGAUUCUUAAUGGUGGCGACCCUACUACCAGUAUUUAUAGCGCCAUUUUUUCUGUUCCUUCGGAUGUCAGUGAGGAGAGCAGCUCCUUGAUCUCUACACCUUCUUUACUUGCCAUUGGAAGAAACCUAUUUUUAUCUGAUGGCAAGUCUGUGUUACUUAUUGACACCCAAUACCAUACAACUAUCAGCCAGAAGACUAUAAAUGAACCUCUUACUUCAAUCUUAGGAUAUGUUGAGUCAUCUUCAACAGUUAUAGGAGUCUCGACGUUUGGAUCAUCUGCGUCAGCAUCCAACAAUUCAACUCAGUCAGUUAUAGGAAUUAAUGUUGAUAGUGGCAAGGGAACGUUGUUGGAGUCAUUAGGGAAAGGAAUUGGUGAAGAGGAGGACCCUUGGAGGCUGGGAUAUUCUGAUAUUUUUAUCAAAAAGAACUACAAUCUUCGAGAGUACUCUAAUGUUAUUAAAGAUAUCAUUGCUACGGCACAAGAUUAUGCUGCGUCAAUUUUAACUGGCCUAUCGGAGUAUAAAGAUAAAAGUGAUAUUAUCAACUUCGAGCAUAAGGCGAUUAGUUUCCUCAAGGGAAAAGAAUGGGACGAAAUUGAUGAACUGACAAAUGAAAGUAAAGAAGUUUUUGCAUAUGAAGAUAAAGACAGGGAUGUAGAUAGAGAGUUCAUAUUUGAGUUAGUUGACUUGGUGUUUGAUAAUUCAGAUAUAUCCGACCCCUCAUCAUCUAGUACACUCAAAUUGUAUCCUGAUUUUGUCCCUCAAAAGCUGAUUAUUUAUCUUCUGACCCAUCCUCUAUUCCCAACAACAGAACUCCCAGGGCUAUUGAACGUACUUUCGCAAUAUCCAAGAUUGUUGCGCCAGGCCAUUGUAACGGCCCCGGCUGUGGAAUGUUUUGAUUUGGUUGAGGCACUUUCUUUAGCCGAUGACGAGAUUUUCCGAGAUAUUGUAAACCGAGUUCUGGAGGAAUAUGGUCAGGAAGAGAUUUUCGAAUCAAUCAAACUUAAGUAUGGUACCGGUGAGAAUAAAUCUAAGGCGACCCUUGAUGUCGUCAACAGAUUAAUUAAGCUUGACGUUGGGUGGCAGCUGAUUCCAUGCUUUGUAGAUGUUGGUGGACUAUUUGGUUGGGACUACACAGUAAUAAGUGAUCUUUACAAGUCGGUUACUUCGCAAGUUGAGGCGUUGGUUUCCAGCGCAGAAAUCAUGACACUUAUUGAUGAGACGUUGCGUAAAUUUGAUGCUACAGUAGAUGCCGCUGAAGUUGGCAGAAGGUCCAAAAAGGCCCUUUCGAAACAGCGAGGCUUAUCUACAACCUCUAGCACCGAGAAAGCUAGAAAGGGCCCAGAACUAAUAUCGGCCGAACAACGUGAACAAGAAAGAAUGAGAAAUCUGCUCAGAUUCGGUAUUGAUUCAGGAAGUCCGGGUGAUGUCACACCUUUGAACCCAGCUGAUGCGGUGCUGCAAAAGAAGAAGCGGGCCGUUAGGGAAGGUAACCUUAUCUCUAGAAAAGUUCCGCUUUACACAGUUGAGAAACUUGUAUUAUAA
This is a messenger RNA of Sugiyamaella lignohabitans, 2319 nucleotides long. RefSeq names its product Utp8p (gene UTP8). NCBI's taxonomy places the organism in Eukaryota, Fungi, Ascomycota, Dipodascomycetes, Dipodascales, Trichomonascaceae. The transcript has a single exon. The record is from RefSeq and is a predicted model, not a curated record. The coding region runs from base 1 to 2319 and encodes 772 amino acids.